AGGCCGCCUCAGUUCCGGCGCAGGUGACGUAGGCCACCGGUUGCCACCGCCUCUUCCUCUUCGACGGUGGCAGCGGGAUAGAGGCACCAUGAAGGCGUCUGGAGUUCUUCGGGAGUACAAGGUAAUUGGGCGUCUCUUGCCUUCACCCAAGAAACCAACUCCACCUCUCUAUCGUAUGCGCAUUUUUGCCCCCAACCAUGUGGUUGCAAAGUCCCGUUUCUGGUACUUUGUUUCACAGUUAAGAAAAAUGAAGAAGGCUUCAGGGGAAAUUGUCUACUGUGGGCAGGUUUAUGAGAAAUCCCCUUUGAAGGUGAAGAAUUUUGGCAUCUGGCUACGUUACGAUUCUCGUAGCGGCACCCACAACAUGUACAGAGAGUAUCGAGAUCUUACAACUGCUGGAGCUGUCACUCAGUGCUAUCGAGACAUGGGUGCUCGCCAUAGAGCUCGUGCUCAUGCCAUUCAGAUCAUGAAAGUGGAAGAGAUUGCUGCCAACAAAUGCCGCAGACCUGCCAUCAAGCAGUUCCAUAAUUCGAAGAUCAAGUUCCCUCUGCCACACAGAGUUCUUCGUCGCCAGCACAAGCCACGCUUCACCACCAAGAGACCAAACACUUUCUUCUAAACGUUAUAGCUAGAAAGCUGGGUAUUCAAUUUAAUAAAAAAUAUAAAUGACAGUGAA
Polypterus senegalus (gray bichir) is the source of this 676-nucleotide messenger RNA. RefSeq names its product ribosomal protein L18a (gene rpl18a). Gene Ontology annotation, biological process: translation. Gene Ontology annotation, cellular component: cytosolic large ribosomal subunit; ribosome. The coding region runs from base 89 to 619 and encodes 176 amino acids. Lineage: Eukaryota; Metazoa; Chordata; Cladistia; Polypteriformes; Polypteridae. The transcript is spliced from 5 exons. The record is from RefSeq and is a predicted model, not a curated record. Gene Ontology annotation, molecular function: structural constituent of ribosome.